AGACAAUUGGCAACACUACAAAACUAAGUUGGCAACACAUCGAUUUGUUUUCAUUUUAUUUUCAAGCGUGCUAUUCUAGCUACUCAACAUCAUGAACAUGUUUGAUGAAUCUAACUCAGAAGACGAAGAUAUACAAGAAGCUUUGGCUGUUGGAAAAAUAAAACCUGGCCUCAUCAUUGAAGAACAGAAAAAGAAUUUCAUCAAUAAUAAGGCAGGUUUAAAAGAUAAAAUAAAAGAGUUCUCACUUGACAAGUUCAAAUGGAUUGAACGCUUUGAUCUAGCAAAUGAACCUGCACCUUUAGUUGGAUUUAAUGAUCAGGAGAAUUCUCAACUUGAAAAUGAUGAUUUUAACAGAGAACUCAAGUUUUAUAGACAGGCUCAAGCCACAGUCUUGGAAGGCCUGGCAAUUUUGAGAAAGCUCUCUAUCCCUACCAGACGACCCGAUGAUUAUUUUGCUGAAAUGGCCAAGUCUGAUGAACACAUGAAAAAAGUUCGAGCAAAAUUAUUGGAGAAAAAAAUUUCUAUGGAGAAAUCAGAAAAGGCAAAAAAAUUAAGAGAAAUGAGAAAGUAUGGGAAGAAGGUACAAAAAGAAAAUAUGUUGAAGAGACAAAAAGAGAAAAAAGAAAUGCUGGACUCGGUUAAAAAAUUUAGAAAAGGUCAAAUUGAUAGACUUGAUCUGUUUGAUGAGACAAUAGAAAGACAGCCUAAAAAUUCAGAACCUGCUAAAGGGAAACAGCAAUUCAAACCAAACAAGAGGCGAGAGUAUAAAAACAAAAGAUUUGGUUUUGGUGGACAGAAGAAAAGAUCUAAGUACAAUACAGCGGAUAGUGCUGCAGACAUGGGAGACUUCAGUGCCAAGAGAGCACAUGGGAAAGGGCCAGGAAAACGUAAUAUCAAGCACAAAGGUCAAGGAACAAGGCCAGGCAAAAGUAAAAGGAAAAAUUUAAAAAAUAGGAACAAAUAAAUGUAGUAAUUGUA
Biomphalaria glabrata is the source of this 978-nucleotide messenger RNA. RefSeq names its product probable rRNA-processing protein EBP2. The transcript has 9 exons. The coding region runs from base 92 to 964 and encodes 290 amino acids. The record is from RefSeq and is a predicted model, not a curated record. Gene Ontology annotation, biological process: rRNA processing; ribosomal large subunit biogenesis. Gene Ontology annotation, cellular component: preribosome, large subunit precursor; nucleolus; nuclear periphery. NCBI's taxonomy places the organism in Eukaryota, Metazoa, Mollusca, Gastropoda, Planorbidae.